Molecule: messenger RNA, 5802 nt
Organism: Tachysurus fulvidraco (yellow catfish)
Lineage: Eukaryota; Metazoa; Chordata; Actinopteri; Siluriformes; Bagridae
Product: NEDD4-like E3 ubiquitin-protein ligase WWP1
Exons: 26
Coding region: 381-3149 (922 amino acids)
Biological process (GO): ubiquitin-dependent protein catabolic process
Molecular function (GO): protein binding; ubiquitin protein ligase activity
Source: RefSeq, a predicted model, not a curated record
GACUUGGAGGUUAUGGGGAAAACAGCGUGUGUGUGAAGCUGUCACUCAGAGUGGCCUGAGAAAUGGCGCAGUCGUAGCCCGGUCAUCCCCGGCACUCAAACAACACACACGCAGGAUAAAAGAAAACACACCGCCAAAUCCGGCCUCGGCAAUCCACCUCAGGAACAGUGAAAUAUUCCCCCAUUACACAAUAACAGUCUGCAACUGGAUUUGUAAAGUUCAUCGUGACAAACUUUGAUGUUGGCUUGUCGGAGCAAGUAUUCCCAAAGGCCGGUAUUCUAGGGCGCCAAUACUUUUGGAGUGGUAACCAUGGGCCACGGUGUGGGCUGAGGAUCCGGAGGGCUUUACACACACCUACUGCUUCCACGUCUGUGUAUGACAUGGCCACGGCCCCAUCCAGAGCAGACUGUCGCAAUAACCACGGAAGGACAUCUCAGCUCCAUGCCAUCGUUUCAUGUGCCAAACUCAAGCGGAAGAAGAACUGGUUCGGUGCAGCAGCCAUUUACGUGGAGGUGACGGCGGAAGGAGAGAGCAGGAAGACGACCAAGUCUCACAAUCCCUCCAGUCCCAAGUGGGACGAUCGCCUCACCCUGAAUGUAACACCACACUCACAGUUGGAGUUUAAAGUAUGGACCCAUCACACUUUAAAGGCAGAUGCUCUGCUAGGGAAAGCCACUCUGGACCUGCACCAAGCCCUGGAGCAACACGACAGGAAACUUGAAAACGUAAAGGAGGUGCUAAAGCUGACCCUGGAGAAUAAAAAUGGCGUGAUGACCUCCGGAGAGCUCACGGUCAUCCUGGACGGUCUCGCCGUCGACCAGGAACCUCUACACAACGGAAACACCGCCACUACAACCAAAGUUCAGCAGAACGGAGAUGCCAUUCAUGAGAACGGGGAAGAAAAUGCCAGAGCUCAGGACUGCUCGGUGAACGGCACACACGGAGUGGAAAGCGAAGCCCCGUCCACCUCCUCUGGCAACAGCGAUGGCAGCACUGCCCCUGUUGUCAACGGCGACGUGGAGUCCACACCCACACACCAGACAGCUUCGUCUACCACGCUCCCUGCUGACAAAAGCGUGCCAAGUGCGACUGUUAAUGGGGAGAAUUCUGUGGAUGCUGCUUCAGAAGAGCUGUUGCCGCCCCCUGCUGGUGGGACCGAGGAAGAAAACGACCCUUCCUCGAUUCUCUCUCUAAACUCCAACUCCUCUCUACACCAGCCUGCAGUCGAAUCCUCCAUCACACAGCCCAGCACCGAUGCUGCCUCCACUUUGCCCUCUUCAUCAUCUGCACCCAGUGAGGCAGUAGCUGCUGCCGGUGGUGCUGCUGCUGCUUCAUCCUCCAGCUCCGCAGCAGACGCUGCAUCAGGCACCAGCACAGUCACAGACGCAGCCAAACCUCGACAGCAGCAACCCAACGUCAGCACUUCAGACCCCUUGCCCUCAGGGUGGGAACAGAGGAAGGACCCGCACGGCCGAACCUACUACGUCGAUCACAAUACGAGAACCACGACGUGGGAACGACCGCAGCCACUGCCCCCAGGCUGGGAAAGGCGAGUGGAUACCCGUGGCCGGAUCUACUACGUAGACCACAACACGCGGACCACCACGUGGCAGCGGCCGACCAUGGAGUCGGUGCGUAACUUCGAGCAGUGGCAGUCCCAGAGAAGCCAGCUACAGGGAGCUAUGCACCAGUUCAACCAGAGAUACCUCUACUCGGCUUCAAUGAUGUCUGCAGAAAACGACCCCCUGGGUCCACUACCUCCUGGUUGGGAGAGACGCGUGGAUUCAAACGACCGAGUGUAUUUCGUCAAUCACAACACAAAGACCACCCAGUGGGAAGACCCUCGAACUCAAGGGCUGCAGAAUGAGGAUCCUCUGCCCGAAGGCUGGGAGAUUCGUUACACGAGAGAAGGCGUGCGUUACUUCGUAGAUCACAACACUCGCACCACGACGUUCAGUGACCCAAGAACCGGCAAGUCCUCAGUCACCAAAGGGCCGCAGAUCGCGUACGAGCGCAGCUUCCGAUGGAAACUAGCUCACUUCCGCUACCUGUGCCAGUCCAACGCGCUACCCAGUCAUGUUAAGAUCACAGUCUCUAGACAGACAUUGUUCGAAGACUCUUUCCAGCAAAUAAUGGCUCUGAAGCCGUAUGACCUCAGGAGAAGGCUUUACAUCAUUUUCAGAGGGGAGGAAGGACUCGACUACGGAGGCCUCGCCAGGGAAUGGUUUUUCCUUCUCUCUCAUGAAGUCCUCAACCCCAUGUACUGUCUGUUCGAGUAUGCGGGAAAGAGCAACUACUGUCUGCAGAUAAAUCCUGCAUCCACCAUCAACCCAGAUCACCUGUCCUACUUCUGCUUCAUCGGCCGCUUCAUCGCCAUGGCGCUGUUUCACGGAAAGUUCAUCGAUACAGGCUUCUCUCUGCCCUUUUACAAGCGCAUGCUCAACAAGAAGCUCCUCCUUAAAGACCUGGAGUCCAUCGAUCCAGAGUUCUUCAACUCUCUCAUCUGGAUCCGGGACAACAACAUAGAGGAGUGCAGUUUGGAAAUGUACUUCACUGUAGAUAUGGAGAUUCUGGGCAAAAUUACGUCCCACAACCUGAAACCAGACGGCGAUAACAUUCUGGUGACGGAGGAGAACAAGGAAGAGUAUAUCGGGUUAAUGGCAGAGUGGCGAUUCUCUCGGGGUGUUGAGGGUCAGACCAAAGCGUUUCUGGACGGCUUUAACGAGGUGGUUCCGCUGCAGUGGCUGCAGUACUUUGAUGAGAAGGAGCUGGAGGUGAUGCUGUGUGGGAUGCAGGAGGUGGAUCUGCAGGACUGGCAGAGGAACACUGUGUACCGUCACUAUACCAGGAACAGCAAACAGAUCAUGUGGUUCUGGCAGUUUGUGAAGGAGGUGGACAACGAGGUUCGAUUGCGACUGCUGCAGUUCGUCACGGGCACCUGCAGACUUCCUCUGGGGGGUUUCGCCGAACUCAUGGGGAGCAACGGACCUCAGAAAUUCUGCAUCGAGAAGGUUGGCAAGGAGACUUGGCUUCCCCGGAGUCAUACAUGCUUUAAUCGCCUGGACUUGCCCCCAUACAAAAGCUUCGAACAGCUGAAAGAGAAGCUCCUCUUCGCCAUCGAGGAAACCGAAGGAUUUGGACAAGAGUAGAGAACUGUCCUCUCUGCUGCAGAGCUUCCGGCAGAACGUGGAGAAAAAUAAACGACGACACAAAAAAAAACAAACCACAAGAAAAGAAACUUGCACAGAGAACUAUCAAUGUACAUAAGCUAUUUUGUCAUUUUAAACCAAAUCUUAAUCUGAAACCUCAUUUAGCAAUCUCCAUAACAUUAUUCCCCGUGAUUAUGCAAGCAUUUUAGCUUCUUUUUUUUUUUUCUUAUCUUUUUAAAGCAAAAAUCUAAAUACAAUUUUUUUUUUUCCUUUCAAGGGGAUUGUCUCAAAAAAAAAAAUCUGAGAGGAUUUUAUAACUAAACCAUAACUACAGCUCUAGUUUUAUAGAGCUCUUAAAGAAUAAUUGUAGUGUUCAGUCCGGUGCCUGGGUUUUUUCCGUUUUAGUUUAUUUUAUUAAGAAAAAAAAAUAAGAUUUUUUUUUUUUUAAUCUUUAGUUGUGUUUGUGCUGCAGUUGCAUGGCUGUCUCUGGAGAAGAUCAACCUUCUCCUCCUCCUCCUCCUCCUCCUUCAGCCCAUCCCUCCCCAAAUUAAACUAAACUUCAUGCAGUAAAUCCGUUAUCCACAUGGCAAUAUCAUCCAAAAACAGUAUUGCAGUUGUCACUUUAGACCAAAAGUAUUUUAUUUUCUCUCUCUCUCUCUCGCUCUCUCUCUCUCACACACACACACUUCAGCUGCUGCACAUUUUAGCGUACAUUUUAGAUAAAAGACCUCCCAAGGAAAGGAGAACCCGCUCGCUCACUUGCAUGUCUUGGCUGUUCAUUUACACCGACGGCUUUCAAUCAGGUCUCUAGAUCCAUCGUUAGACUACUGCGGAGACCGGAACGAUUUUUAUUUUUAGCAUAAUUAGAGAAGCUAGAAGGCUGAGCGAAAACGCUGCUGCUUGAAACGUCUACCGUCGUUCACUCGGCUUUUAGGAAUCAAGUUUUAAAUCCGACCAGAUUUUUUUUUUCCUCUGAAGCAGAAACAAUGAAUUGCAGAUUCAUCAGAUCGUUAGAUUAGAGAAUCGGAUUCGGACGCACGUCGGAAUCCUCGUGUUCAUCGACAUGCUUGUGGGGACUGACCACAAGAUCACUGUGGCAAAAAAAUCACUGUGUCCUGAGCUGUGAGGAUGUGAAAUGUGAAAGGAAAACUCCACCCUGUAAAGAAAUCCCAGUUUGAGUCUCUUUCAAAGCAGUGGGAUUUAUUCCCUCGCUUCAUCUGUAGCUAAAGAGAGCGAUGCAGCGGCGCUUUAAUCCUUUUCUUCAAUCCUGUCUUUAAUCCGCUCUCUUACUCGUCUGUAUACUCUGUUUAAACAGAUCAGCUUCCAAAGCUUCUGCUUCCAUGCUAGAUACUAAACACCACAAAGCCAUCGUCAUCUUAUAGAUCACCACCCAGCAGAUUCCAGCCUUUGUGCCGAGGUUUGCACUACUUCAUCUCGAGAAUAUGAGAGUGCUGGAAAUUGGUGAUCCGGAAGAUCCUGCUAUUUCGCUUUAAGAAGCAAUAUCGGAGUUAUCCCGUGCAACUGAGGUUUUUUCUCCUUGUUAAAAUGCCAGGGGCACGGUGGCUUAGUGCUUAGCACGUUCGCCUCACACCUCCAGGGUUGGGGGUUGGAUUCCCGCCUCCGCCUUGUGUGUGUGGAGUUUGCAUGUUCCCCCCGUGCCUCGGGGGUUUCCUCCGGGUACUUUGGUUUCCUCCCCGGUCCAAAGACAUGCAUGGUAGGUUGAUUGGCAUCUCUGGAAAAUUGUCCGGAGUGUGUGAGUGAAUGAGAGUGUGUGUGUGCCCUGUGAUGGGUUGGCACUCCAUCCAGGGUGUAUCCUGCCUUGAUGCCCGAUGACGCCUGAGAUGGCUCCCCGUGACCCGAGUAGUUCAGGCAGAGAAAAUUGAUCACAUUACAGACAGAUUCAUUGAAGUCACUGACACUUUAUUAUUAUUAUUAUUAUUAUGUCUACAAUAAAAUGUUACUUUUACACCACAGGGAGGCACAGGCUCCCCGUGACCCGAGGUAGUUCAGAUAAGCGGUAGAAAAUGAAUGAAUGAAUGUUAAAAUGCCCAGCAUUGUCCCCUUGUGAUUUUGGCGAGGAAGACAAACCUCAUAAGUCUCACAGGAAUAAUAAUAAACGCACCACAGCCCAAAACAACACAUUUCAGGAUGGAGUUUUCCUUUCUGUAAAUCGACCCUUAACAGACCACCAUGCACUUGCUCUCAAUGGCCAACAGCCAUGGGUUUGUCUUGGACAUCUAGUUUUUGACACCUGUGUGUGUGUGUGUGUGUGUGUGUGUGUCUCAAGCCUCUAUGCCAGGCUUUCACAGCUCUACUCAUCUUACCUCUGUUUCCUUACAUUUAUUCCUCACCCGUAUUUUUUAUUUUUAUUUUUUUUCAUCGACGACGCGAACACACAGAUCGUGAAAAACAGCUACAAUAGCAAACACUGAACAUUUCCGACUGUGGAGUACGAAGCUUGAAACUAAAAACGAUGUAACUAACCGACGUCACUUUUUAACUUGUUCAAGUUUGUUAAAUGAGGAUGAAAUGUUGCCAUUUACAAAACGGGAAAAAAUCCAUUGUACCCUCAUUUAAAAAAAAAAAACAACUGAAAUGCCAGUAUGUGAUUAUUUGUGCAUUAGAAAUAAAGACAUUUUCUAUUUAAGCAAGA